Coregonus clupeaformis (lake whitefish) is the source of this 4685-nucleotide messenger RNA. Its product is annotated as NCK-interacting protein with SH3 domain-like. Gene Ontology annotation, biological process: endocytosis. The coding region runs from base 602 to 2773 and encodes 723 amino acids. Gene Ontology annotation, molecular function: protein binding; Arp2/3 complex binding. NCBI's taxonomy places the organism in Eukaryota, Metazoa, Chordata, Actinopteri, Salmoniformes, Salmonidae. The record is from RefSeq and is a predicted model, not a curated record. The transcript has 13 exons.
UUUAUUAUGGACACGGGUCUUGUGUACAUACAUUGUAGAAAUCAGUGAUUAAUUGUAUCAGUGGCAGAGGAGGAGAAUUACUUGCAUGUGGUAAAAAAUAUAUAUAUCCAUAAUAAAGCACAUAAAAAAGUUUGUAUUUCCAAUCUGGAAAUAGUUCACAAUCAUGUCCAACAAUGGAACAUGAUAGGAUGGACAGUCAUAAUUAUGGCCCUAUAUCUGAUACACAUGUGAAGCAAGCUUGCAUACGUUGGAUUUAUAUUGCGAAACAACAACAAAAAACGAUAGGACAAGGAGAAGCCUCCUUCAACAGCUUGAUGAAUUCGCCUGAAUACCAAAGGUGCGUGCCCGCUCGUGUGUUGUUCUGCGUGCGUGCGCGCCCCCUACUAUGUUUACUGGACAAGCAAGACACGCUCAAGGCGCAAAUUGGAUUUUACAAUGUAAAUAGAAAGCAGGAGAAUCAUUCGCGAAGUCGUAAAUAUCUAUUUAAAAUUACCUUAGACUGGGUACAUCAGUUAUUUACUGAACUAGCUCAUUGUGUAUUUGCUGAAACAGUAAUAUCGGUGUUUUUAGGAAUUACAAGGGAUUUAAAACAGAGGAAGCUAUGUAUCGGUCUCUGUAUGCUUUCCGAUCCGCGGAGCCCAACUCGCUCCACUUCGGGGCCGGGGAGGGCUUUCUGAUCCUGGAACGCAGCAACAAACACUGGUGGCUCGGCUCGCGCUGCAGUUCGGGCGAAACCGGCUACGUUCCUGCUUCUUACAUCGAAAGGAUUCAGGCUCCGGAACAGGAUGAAGUGUUACAGUCUAUCGACAGGGCCAUUGAAGAGAUCCAUAACGUGGCAAUGAAGAACGGGGGCAAAUACAACCUGGAGCAGCGAGACGUGCUACAGAAGUUGAUCCAUCACAGGAAGGAGACCCUGUCAAGGCGAAGUCCAACUCUAUCCAGUCACAAGCAGGGCCUGCCCUCAUCUACCAGCGAACUGUCCCUCAGCCACACCCCUCAACCACCCAAUGGGAUCAGCCGCACCCUGUCAGAGAGUACCGACAAUGUUCAAGGGCUUUACCAGGUGCCUCCUCAGUCCCGCCGUGCAGCACCCAUAACCCCGCCCCCUCCUGAGAAACAAAGAGCCAGCCGACGCCCAGCAGAGUCUUCCAUUCCUCCUCCUGGCCCUGCCCCUCCUGCAGGGUCUGGCCUGUCCCCCUCGGUCAACUCCGCCUCCCUGGACUCUGUCUCCUCCCACUCGGUGGUGUCCUCUGAUGUCAGCCUGACAAGCGUUGCCAGCACCCCGCCCCCAGUGCCAAGCCGUGUGAAGCCCCCACCCCCGCCUGCAGACGACCUGCCCUCCUCUGCCUCCUCUCCCCAAUCAGUUCCCUCAAAGAAGGUCCAUGCCCCCCAAUCUCAAACUCAGCCCACUCUGCCACCACAGUCCAGCACUGUGGACCAAACAGAAACCGACUGGCCUCUUGCCCCGCCCUCUGUUGCUGAAAGCUCCCCCGGCAGCCCCACUCACUCAGAGCUUGUCCCUGGGACAACAGGGGCGGAGCUUAUCGAGCUAGUGAGGAGGAACACGGGCCUGAGUUACGAGCUGUCUCGCGUGGCGGUGGGUGUGGUCGUGGGUCACCUGCAGACCACCCUACCUCAAGCCUCCUCUGCCUUAGAGAAGGUCCUCCUCUCAUUGGUAGAGAGCAAGGAUCAGAGUUCUGCAUUGCCACAGGGACAAGUGUGUCACGAUGAACAGCGCCUGGAGGUCAUCUUAGGCGACCUUGCCCGUCACGUUGAUGACUCUCAGCAGCGCAGCUGGGCCCUUUACGAAGACCACUCCCUCAUCGCAUGUUACCUGGAGGAGCUGCUGAAGAUACUGACGGAUGCUGAUCCAGAGGUGUGUAAGAGGAUGUGCAGGGUCAACCACGCUGAGCCAGUGUUGUCACUAGUGUCCUAUUAUCAGAUGGAGCACCGAGUGUCUCUACGCUUGCUGUUGCUCAAGGUGUUUGGGGCGAUGUGUAGCCUGGACUCUGCCCUUAUCUCAACCCUCCUCAACUCCAUCCUGCCCAUGGAGCUGGCCAGAGACAUGCAGACAGACACACAGGAGCAUCAGAAGAUGUGCUACACAGCCUUGGUCCUGACUAUGAUCUUCUCUAUGGGGGAGCAUGUGCCCUAUCACCACUACGAGCACUUAAACGCUAGCUUUGUUCAGUUCCUUCUAGAUGUAGUAGAGGAGGGUCUUCCCUCUGACCCCACAGAACAGCUCCCUGACCUCUGUGUCAACCUCAUCCUGGCCUUCAACCUGCACCUCACAGUGCCCAGCAGCAACGUGAUAAUGCAGACUUUGAUCAAGAAAAACGUGAAGCUCUUUUCGGAGAAAAUAGUGCUGCUACUAAACCGAGGAGAUGACCCUGUGUGUGUCUUUAAACAUGCUCCCCCUGCCCCACACUCAGUUCUUAAGUUCCUGCAGGAUGUCUUCGCCAGCCGAGACUCCGCUGACAUCUUCUACCACACGGACAUGAUGGUGAUGAUAGAUAUCACUGUUCGAUGCAUCUCUGACCUCUCACCUGGGGACAAGUUGAGAAUGGAAUACCUCUCUCUCAUGCACUCCAUCAUGCGCUCCACAGACUACCUGGAGCACCGGCACCGCCUCUCUGACCUGCAGGGCGCGCUGCAAAGGAUUCUAAGAGAGGACGACUUGGGAGCGGAAAAGGGCGGGGCCACAGCCAAACAGAUGGAUAAGCUAAUAGUGCAGGAGAUCUACAAGGAAUUCCCUCAGAUCAACGAGAGCUAGGAGGACUGAAUAUAACAGUUCACUCAUGAUCCAGCAGUCUGCUCCUUUAUACUGAGGGAUGGUACUGUGAAGCUUCCUAGGGUUAACAAAGGACUGUAGUCAGCUACUUAGUUUCUGAGUGAACAUACUAUUACAACCCUCCAUCACACUAUUACAAUCAUGACAUAAGAGAUGAGAUUAACACCUGCUGUCAUGGCUGUUUAUUACAUCUGUUAGGUCAUGAUUAUGAUAAUGUUAUGUAGCUCUUAUGACGGAGGAUUCAAGUGAAGUGUUACCCAACAGCAUACUGCAUUGUGCUCUAAAUGUGCUCCCUUGUACUGAGGGACCAAACUACGGUGUGUACGGAGGGCCUUGUAACCCUGGGACUAGUGUACUCUAUACUGUCUUCUUACUUUGUCUAUUCAUGUGUCUUUAUCACUCACUCUUAUUCCUCACCACCAGGCAUGGCCUCACAGAAUGUUACUAAGACAGUUCAAAGAAAAGCCAAAUGAGCUAAUACACUGAUAACGAAACAUUCUGGUCCGGUUUCCCUAGACACAGAUUAAGUCAAGUUCUGGACUAAAAAGCAUGCUCAAUGGAGAAUCUACAUGGACUAGGCUUAAUCUGUGUCCGGUGAACCAGACCUCUGACAACAAGACAUUCUAGGCUUUGAGGCUAGUUUAAUACUCACUAUUUAUUGCAAUGGCAAUGCUGCUACAUGAGCCUCAUUUACCUUAAUAUCAAUGGCUUUGAUUCUCUGACUGAGCACUACUUGUUACCUUGCUUUUGCCAUUACUUGUUACCUUGCUUUCGCCAUCACUUGUUACCUUGCAUUCGCCAUUACUUGUUACCUUGCUUUCUUCCCGACACUUUAUCUACAGUAACCUCCUCUCUAGGCAUGGCUAAACUAUGACAUGCUCUAAAUUCUUCUCAACCAGACAACUCCUACUCUGCUGCUUCUGCUGUAGAUGGAACGUAACGGUACUGUAAUAACAAGGCUGUACAACGUAACAACAAGCUGGAACACGCCGCUACUACAAACUAAGCCUUGACUAACUUCCUGUAUAGCUAUGGCUCUCUGAAAGGGAAGCUAGUUAUUUAUUCCUAUGAAAUAAUAAGGGAUUGAUAAGAUUCGAUUGGUCAGUAUUUUUUUUACUGUAGUCUGGGGUUAACUAAGUGACUUGUCACCUAAAUUGAUUGAUUGCUUUGCCUUGAUCAUUUUGGUCUGAAAUCUGUCAGUUACCACAGUAUGGUGUGUCCCAUCCUUAGGAUGGGACUCCACUAUGCCCCCUACUGUAAUUUAACCCCUUACUAUAGUACCCCGGAGAAUCAGUCUACACGACACAAAGGGCAUCUUAGUCUCCACCAGUUUUGCAUUAAGCACAAUACACAUAUCCAGUUUUUUUAACUUUGCAACUCUCACUCUUACUGACUUCUCUAAGUCACCCUCUCCAUCAGAGCCAUUUCUCUCUGUGUGUCAUAGCUUCUUUUUACUUUUUACUUGGCUCUGUUAGAGCUAAUAGGAGAAGUGUUUCUGUGGCAAAAUAGUCUAGUGGCCAUCAUGAUACACAUACCUUUUAACACACUUAAAAGGAAGUGUUUACACAUAUAAACAUAUAUAUAUACCAGAGUGUAUUUUCUCUGACGUAUGUGUUUUUAUUAUCCAGUGUCCAUGCAUAAAGCAAUGCAUGUGUAUGUCUAUAUACAGUUUGUGUAUAUUUUCGUAAGUGUGUGUAUGUGUAUGGUUGUAUCAUUGUCCCUGUAGGUUUGCACAUCCUUUGUCCCUUAAGGUACCACUGUGUUAUAGUAAUAAAACCAAUUGAACUAUAUUUUCUCAAUUAAAUAUAUCUGAAAUGGUUGUUCAGAGAGGGGUGAUGCAACAAAGUGUAUUUUCUUAAUGUUUACAAUCAACUAAUAAACAUCUCAAUGAACA